Messenger RNA from Anopheles maculipalpis, 436 nucleotides. RefSeq names its product SOSS complex subunit C homolog B-like. Gene Ontology annotation, cellular component: SOSS complex; nucleus. Gene Ontology annotation, biological process: DNA repair. The coding region runs from base 60 to 431 and encodes 123 amino acids. Lineage: Eukaryota; Metazoa; Arthropoda; Insecta; Diptera; Culicidae. The transcript has 3 exons. The record is from RefSeq and is a predicted model, not a curated record.
CUCAUGCUAGUGAAAUAUCUGCGAGUUGAUCUUCCCACCCGGCGUAUGAACUAAUUUUAAUGGCUUUUCCGUCGUCUACUAACCAAGACGUGACGAAAAAGAUACUGGAAGACAUCCAGAUGAAAAAGCAGCUUCUGCAAAAAGGAGUGAAUUCCCAUCCGCCAGGCUUUGGCAACCUGUACAAUACGUCGCUCGGUUUCGGCAGUCUAUACACGCCCUCACCAUUGUUUCAGCUACCAAAAUACACUACGGCCGCCGGGCAGACGAACGAAACUAACCAGAGCAUCUCGAAGGGCGCCUGGAGUCAGGCCAUCAAUCAAUCGUUUGGUUUUUUCGUACCGCAGGACUCACUGUUUGGCAAUAACAUUCUUCCUGUACUACCACGGUACGACAAUCCGUCGAUCCAUUACGCUAGUACGCCAAAAUUUUGAGGGUA